Durusdinium trenchii is the source of this 1397-nucleotide messenger RNA. The record is from the annotation of a GenBank genome assembly. Lineage: Eukaryota; Dinophyceae; Suessiales; Symbiodiniaceae.
AGCUGUUCUUUUCCUCAACUCCUGGCGCCAUGGCGUUCAUCCGCACGCUGAAAGCGAGAGAGAUUCUGGACUCCAGAGGCAACCCCACCAUCGAGGUGGACCUAGCGACAGACAAAGGCCUCUUUCGUGCUGCAGUCCCUUCAGGCGCUUCUACUGGCGUCUAUGAAGCACUAGAGCUGCGGGACAAGGAACCCACCAGGUAUUUGGGGAAAGGCGUGUUAACGGCCGUGAAGAAUGUGAACGAGGUGAUCGCCCCGAAGUUCUUCGGAAAGAGCGUCCUGGAACAGGCCGAACUAGACAAGAUGAUGUAUGAGGAGAUGGAUGGAUCUCAGAACGAGUGGGGGUGGAGCAAAGCUAAGCUAGGCGCCAAUGCAAUUUUGGCUGUUAGUAUGGCCAUUUGCCGUGCAGCAGCUGCGUGCAAGAAUCAGACGCUCUACCAGCGUGUUGCGGAGCUGGCUGGGAAACCGACGGACAAGUUCGUGCUGCCCGUGCCUGCUUUCAACGUCAUCAACGGCGGUAGCCAUGCUGGCAAUGGGCUUCCUGUCCAGGAGUUCAUGAUCCUUCCAGUUGGCGCCUCCAGCUUUCGGGAAGCCCUGCAGAUCGGUGCUGAGGUGUAUCACCACCUCAAGAAGGUCAUCCAGGAGAAGUACGGCCAAGAUGCCACCAAUGUGGGAGAUGAGGGCGGCUUUGCGCCCAACGUCACGGAGAGUGAUGAGGCGCUAGAGGUCUUGAUGGCAGCUAUUGAAAAAUCCGGCCACGCUGCAAAAGUCAAGCUUGGCACGGAUGUGGCCGCAUCGGAGUUUUACAAUGCGGCUGAGAAGAAGUACGACCUCUACUGGAAGGACCCGGCCAAAAAGGGGCAGAAGUUGAUGAACACCACUGAGCUCGCUGACUACUUCAAAGGGUGGACAGAAAAGUACCCGAUGGUGUCCAUCGAAGAUCCGUUCGACCAAGACGACUGGGAUGGAUAUCGGCCCUUCACGGCCGCGGUGGGAGACAAGGUGCAGAUCGUGGGAGACGAUUUGCUGGUGACCAAUCCCAAGCGUAUUGGCAAAGCCGUUGAGGAUGGUGACGCCUGCAAUGCUUUGUUGCUGAAGGUGAAUCAAAUCGGCUCCAUCUCGGAGGCCAUCGAGGCAUGUAAGAUGUGCCAAGACAGAGGUUGGGGCGUCAUGGUAUCGCAUCGAUCUGGCGAGACGGAGGAUGUGUUCAUCGCAGAUCUCUCUGUUGGCCUCAGAGCUGGGCAAAUCAAGACUGGCGCGCCCUGCCGAUCAGAAAGGAAUGCCAAGUACAACCAGCUGUUGCGUAUCGAGGAGGAGCUUGGCGACCGUGCAGUCUACGCUGGGCUGAACUUCCGGAAGCCCAGCGCUUGAUCGCUUGUCACCCUCGCAGAUCGUGAA